Talaromyces marneffei is the source of this 528-nucleotide messenger RNA. RefSeq lists its product as uncharacterized. Bases 1 to 528 code for a protein of 175 amino acids. Gene Ontology annotation, molecular function: monooxygenase activity. NCBI's taxonomy places the organism in Eukaryota, Fungi, Ascomycota, Eurotiomycetes, Eurotiales, Trichocomaceae. Gene Ontology annotation, biological process: secondary metabolite biosynthetic process. The transcript has 2 exons. The record is from RefSeq and is a predicted model, not a curated record.
AUGCUAACCUCGAGGAUGUCGCUAAUGCAAAUAGAUUCCAUCCGCCUGCGCAGGGAUAGGAAUCGGCUCACGGUUUGCAAAUGGUUUGUUUCCGGGGAGCUUCUAUCAUCUGAAGAUGCCGUCAUAGCCUACAAGGUAUCUUACUAUCGUAUACACUGUCAUGACUUGAACGUUGCCUUGCUAGAUGCUGCAAAACGUGCUGGUGUCACUAUUCACACCAAGCAGCGAGUCCUUUCUUAUGAUUUUGAUGCACAUAGUGCCACGAUGGAAGCUGGCAAGACACGGAUGCUGGAUCUUAUUGUCUGCGCUGACGGUAUCAAAUCUAUCGCUAGCCCUUUGCUUACAGGCCAACCUGAUAUUCCUACCGUAUGUUUGAUUUCCGGAAAGCAAUUUCUAGCAGAUGCGGAUCGUGCAAGUUGGAUCUUCUGCAUGGUGCGGUCUGGCUGCUCACCUGGUCGGAUGUCCUACCCACAACAGAAAACUUUACAAGAUCGUUGUUUGCGCCGCUUCUUACAAAAAGACCACUGA